Mesorhabditis belari is the source of this 261-nucleotide messenger RNA. NCBI's taxonomy places the organism in Eukaryota, Metazoa, Nematoda, Chromadorea, Rhabditida, Rhabditidae. The record is from the annotation of a GenBank genome assembly.
AUGAGCGCGAGAGUGUAUUUUUUUCCAGAGCUCGGAAACUUUCAAGACCGCGGAACCCGCAUUCGAUAUGGCUUUUCCUUCACGUAUGGAACAGUCGAAAAUGUCUUUCGCUACCCUCACCACAAUCAAGCACGUCAGUUCAUCGUUACCUCGACCAAGCGCAAAAGAUUGCCACCUCUUGACGACGACGAAACGGGUCGAAUAAUCGUCAAAGGAGUCACAUUGCUGGAUUCCCCGGCGGUGGAUGGUACGACUUGCAUG